Molecule: messenger RNA, 2277 nt
Organism: Triticum turgidum subsp. durum (durum wheat)
Lineage: Eukaryota; Viridiplantae; Streptophyta; Magnoliopsida; Poales; Poaceae
Source: the annotation of a GenBank genome assembly
AUGCUUCCGCGCAGCGCCCUCCUCCGCCUGCUGCUGCUCGCGCCGCUGCUGCUGCCGCUCGCCCGGGGCCAGCCGCAGCCGACGCUCCUGCGGCAGGACAUCCAGGCGCUCUACGGUCUGCGCGCGUCCCUGGGCCUGCGCGCGCGGGACUGGCCCGCCAAGGCCGACCCCUGCGCCGCCUGGGCCGGCGUCGCCUGCCGCGCCGACCGCGUCACGAGGAUCCGGCUGGGCGGGCUCCGCCGCACCCGCAUGGGGGAACGCAGCGCCGCCUUCGCCGUCGACGCGCUGCGCGGGCUCCCGGCGCUCGAGGAGUUCAACGCCUCCGGGUUCCCGCUCCCCGGCCGGAUCCCGGCCUGGUUCGGCCGCGGCCUCCCGCCGUCGCUCGCCGUCCUCGACCUCCGCUCGGCCGGCGUCGAUGGCGAGCUGCCCCUCUACCUCGGCAUGUCCGGGAACCUGACCACCCUCGUUCUAGCCGGUAACAGCCUCUCCGGCCGGAUUCCGGCGUCAGUUUUCUCCAGUAAGGCUCUCCGGAUCCUUGACCUUUCCAACAACAACCUCACCGGGGAGCUUCCCGACGUGUCUGCCUCCGCCGGUGACAUAGCAGGAGCUCUGUUUAACGCCUCGGGGAAUUCACUCUACGGUGCGAUUGGCGAUGUCCUGGGGUCCCUCAAGAAGAGGUUUCAGGUGGUCGAUGUGUCUAGCAAUUACUUUGGCCAAGCGGCCACCACUGGAUUUCAGAAUGGCUCUGAGGGAACAGUCUACAUCAAGAUGAAUUGCUUGCCAGGCCUACCAGGCCAGCGCAGCCCUGGUGAUUGUGAGGAUUUCUUUAAGAGGAAUGGAUUGCCAUUGCCAGAACCACCACAAGCAUCCCCAUCACCGGGCAAGAAAGGCGUCAGGUGGAAACAUGUACUAGCUGGAGUUCUUGGAGCUGCAGCUAUUGUGGUUGUCCUUUCACUUGCAGCACUGGUGUUUUGCUUGGUGAGGAGGGGGAGAAGGAGGCCUAGAGGAAGAGGGCUGGAGCAGAACGACGACGGCAUCCGCUCUGGUCGCAAGAGCAGCAGUGUGAAUCCGAUGGUGAUGUCACCAUCCCGGGCAGCAAACAGUCCACCCAAGGGUUUGCCUGCCGUCGUGGAUGAGCUCACCUAUGAGCAGUUGCACCAUGUCACCGGAGGCUUUGGAGAUGAUAACCUUGUCAAGCAUGGGCGCUCUGGGGACAUCUAUCGUGGUGUCUUAGAGAGUGGCUUAAAUGUUGUCGUAAAAAAGGUCGACGUGAAGAGCAGUAAGAAGAACAUAGUGGAAUUAAGCUUUCUUGUCAAAAAAUCCCAUGCCAGGAUUGUUCCAUUGCUGGGGCAUUUGGUCAAGGAUGACGAGGAAUUGCUAGUGUACAAGUACAUGUCAAGGGGAGAUUUGACAACUGCACUGCACAGGAAGCCAGCAGAUGCUGAAGUGGGGUUAUCUUCAUUGGAUUGGAUAACAAGACUGAAGAUUGCAAUUGGCGUAGCUGAGGCCCUGUGCUUCCUUCACGAUGAAUGUAGUCCACCAUUGGUUCACAGAGAUAUCCAAGCAAGCAGUGUUCUUCUUGAUGACAAAUUUGAAGUGUGCCUUGGAAGUUUGAGUGAAAUCUGCCUUCAACCAAGUGAUGGAAGCAGGAGUUUCUUCUCUAGGAUGUUGAGAUCAUCAAAGUCUCUCGACAAGAACAUGUCAGGUCCACCUGCUAGCCGCACAUAUGAUAUUUACUGCUUUGGAAAGGUGCUACUAGAGCUAAUCACCGGGAAAUUUGGCGUGAGUGGCUCAAACGACACCGACUCAGAGGAGUGGUUGGCAAGCACUUUAGAUUACAUUGAAACCCAUGACAAGGAGAAUGUCAUAAAUAUUGUAGACCCUUCACUUGUUGUGGACGAAGACCACCUAGAAGAAGUAUGGGCAGUCUCCAUUGUAGCGAAGACAUGCCUGAAUCCAAAGCCCUCCAGGCGGCCUCUUGCUCGGUACAUCUUGAAAGCGCUGGAGAACCCGCUAGGGGUGGUGCGGGAAGAGCUCUUCUCGAGCCCCAGUUCAGCUCGGCUCACAAGUACCUCAUCCCGAAGCUCUUGGCGUUCUGCUUUCCAUGGGCACUCGUACCAGUACUCCGAGGUGCAAACAUCAGGGAAAGUACUUACCUGUAGGCAGUCAGCAAAGUCCGAAGGAAGCGACGAGGAGGAAAAUUCCUUCUCCUUCAAGAAGGCUUCGCAGGAGAUGCUCCCGGAUCCAGUAGAGCUGGAAGACAGAGCUGUUGUGUAG